Messenger RNA from Hemibagrus wyckioides, 1899 nucleotides. RefSeq names its product lactamase, beta (gene lactb). Lineage: Eukaryota; Metazoa; Chordata; Actinopteri; Siluriformes; Bagridae. The coding region runs from base 103 to 1722 and encodes 539 amino acids. The record is from RefSeq and is a predicted model, not a curated record. The transcript is spliced from 6 exons.
UUUGUUGUCGCUAGAUUCACGUAUCCUCGGUUGUUUGUGGUGAAGAUUUGUUUACUUCAGAGUAUAACCAUUUACGUUUUAUUUUGUUGUCUGAACAUUAAGAUGUCCCGGGUUGUUAUUUGCUCCCGGUGUAUCUACCGUCUUCAGAACAGCGGUUCUUUGUCCUGUUGGUCUGCAGCUCGGGGAAAGCUCGAGCCUCAGCUGUUCUUUGGGAGAUUGACACAGCAGAGGACCUUCACACAAACACGGAGGAUUUUUCACUCUAAUAAUGGCGGAAAACGACAUUUUUGGGCAUUAGGCAUUGGGACAGGGUUUCUGUUAGGUUUAGGGCUGAAAUAUCACUUUUAUAGUCGCGAGCGGUGUGAGUGUGAGAAAUCAGUAAAGUCUCACAGUAGCUACAAAUACAGCGCGGCCAUAGAGACCAGCCGCGACCUCCUUCAGAGGAUAAAGGUACAGGAUGAAGUUGGAGCCCCUGGCCUGGUCAUCGGAGUUUCUGUAGAUGGCACUCAAGUAUGGGGUGAUGGCAUAGGGUUUGCUGAUUUGGAGAACAGAGUGCCUUGUGAUGUUGGGACUGUGAUGAGGAUUGCUAGCAUCAGUAAAUCUCUGACUGCAACUGCUGUUGCUCGAGUGUGGGAAGAUGGAAGGCUGGAUCUGGACGCUCCUGUCCAGAAAUACGUGCCUGAAUUUCCUGAGAAACAGUUUGAGGGAAAGGAUGUGACGAUAACCCCACGACUGCUGCUGUCUCACCUGAGCGGUAUCCGGCACUAUGAAAAAGACCCCAAGAAAGUUAGAGAUGAGAAAGAAAAAGCAAAACGUCUGCUGAAGCCGCCGGAGAAAAAAGAUGAAGAAAAAAGUCCGGGUGAAUCAGAGGAAAAAUCCACACAGCAGAAUAACAAAGGAAAAAGCAAAGACGCAAAGCAUGGCAAAAAGAAGAAAGAGUUUGAACAGGAGGAGUACUACCUCAAAGACAGCUUCGACAGUGUUGUCCAGGCCUUACACCUCUUCAAGGAUGACCCGCUUAUUUUCGAGCCAGGCACGACAUUCUUAUACUCUACUCAUGCGUUCACCCUGCUGAGCGCUGUGCUGGAGAGAGCAGCAGGUCAGCGCUUCCUGGACCUCAUGAUGAACAUGUUCCGCGAAUUAGGCAUGCUUAACACUGUGCCAGACGAGAACGACCCCAUUAUCUACAACCGCUCCAGGUAUUACCAUUGGAAUAAAAAGGGGCGCGUUGUUAACUGCCCCUAUGUGGACAACUCUUAUAAAUGGGCUGGAGGAGGCUUUCUGUCCACAGUUGGCGAUCUGCUGCUUUUUGGUAAUGCCAUGCUCUACAGCUAUCAGCUAGCGGACAUGACGGACACGAGCGGCCUCCUGCCAGGCUUCCUCAAACCCCACACGGUCAAAGCUCUGUGGGCUCCCGUGGAUAAAACCGAGGCUUCAUGGGAUAAAGAUGGCCGCUACGCUCAGGGCUGGGCGGUGGUGGAGAAGCAGCAGAAAUACGGGGAGUGUCGGAUGCGCAGGCACUACAUCUCACACACGGGAGGCGCUGUAGGGGCGAGCAGCGUGUUACUGGUGUUACCCAGUGAGAGUCUGAAGGCUUCAGGACAGAGAGCGGCUCCUCCUCAGGGGGUUGUAGUGGCCAUCAUGGCAAAUAUACAGGCUGUAGGACUCAAUAAAACUGCACUGAAGAUCGCACAUGAGUUUGAGAAAGCCAGAGGCAGCUAAAGAGGGAGUAGUACAUAUCAGGGUAUGAUUAUAAAUGAUUUAUAAUGUGUCUUAAUGCUACCCUGUGUACUUUAAGUGUUGAGGUAUGAAUGUGAGCAAGUGUAAACCACACAUCUUUGUAUUGUGAGAUUUUAAACUUUUUUAUAAGAAUUAAAGUAAAUCGUGUUAAUAAAUCAA